This is a messenger RNA of Drosophila innubila, 1248 nucleotides long. RefSeq names its product putative gustatory receptor 98b. The record is from RefSeq and is a predicted model, not a curated record. Gene Ontology annotation, molecular function: sweet taste receptor activity. Gene Ontology annotation, biological process: sensory perception of taste. Gene Ontology annotation, cellular component: membrane; neuronal cell body; axon. The transcript is spliced from 4 exons. The coding region runs from base 1 to 1248 and encodes 415 amino acids. Lineage: Eukaryota; Metazoa; Arthropoda; Insecta; Diptera; Drosophilidae.
AUGAAGGGUCAACUAUUAGCUACAGCGCGUCCCUAUCUGCAGCUCUUCUCGCUCCUCAGCCUGACGCCGCCCCCUAGCAGCUACGAGAGAAGUCAUCAUAGCUGGCAAUGGAAGCUGUUGAUGCUCAUCUUCACCUGUUACACCUGCUGUACCUGCCUUCUGGGUGCCUAUAUUAGCUACGUCAACAUUAUGAUACUUGAAGUCGAGAUUAAAGAUCUGAUGGUAGAGGACUUUACCUACGCUUUGGGACUGGCUCAAAAGAUCAUCUUCUUGUUCGCACUGGGAACCAGUUCUGCUCAUAUGCUGAUUUAUUACCAUAAAUUGGGUCGCAUUUAUUGUGAAAUUUCUACAAUAGAACUUGACAUCGUUGCAGCAUUUCAAUCAAUUGGCAGUCAACGAAAGCAUUAUAAUUUUCGAGUCUACCUCUUCAAACGCAUUGGAUUGUGGACUAUCUUUCUCUUUGUGGCCAUACCACGUUUAACGUUCCCUUUGUUAACGGAUUUCAUAACCUAUCAGGAAAAGAUCCUGACCGAGUUUAUACUUCUUGUACUACAAUUUAAAAGCUUACAAUAUACUUUGCUUGUAAUACUAAUUCAGGAGCUGCUGCUACGUUUACGUCACAAGCUCAUUCAGAUUCAACAGGAACUGACAGUCUGCGAACAACAUGUCCUGCUUCAAGCGCUGGUUCAAGCUAUGCGAAAGAAUAAACACUUACUUGCUUGCAUCUGGAAACUUGUGAGUGAAUUGGAAGAAUACUUUAUGUUGCCAAUGUUGCUGUUCUUCCUUUACAAUGGUGUGUGCAUGCUGCAUAUUGUAAAUUGGGCCUUCAUACAGGCGGUGAAUCCAAACGAUUGCUGUCGUUACUUGCGCUUUGGACGCUUCCUGAUUCUGCUAUUUAAUCUCUUAAUACCCUGCUGGAUCAGUCACAACUGCAUAAGAACGUACAACAGUUUUAGUCGCAUCCUUCAUAGUAUUCGCUGUGGUUCUAGUCUGGUUACACCACAACUUCUAAAGAUGAUCCUUAUGGAGUAUGCCUUGCAGAUGGAGCAUUUAAAAUUGAGAUUUACUUGCGGUGGCUUUUUCGAUAUUAAUCUCAAGUACUUUGCAGGCAUAGUUGUCACCAUCGUCAGUUAUACUAUAAUAUUAAUACAGUUCAAGAUGCAAGCGAUGGUGGAGGCCAAACAGGCGGCUAAACAACUUUUGAAUUUGAGAUUAACAAACAAGGGCAAUAAUUUAAUAAAAGUUUAA